AACAUAUACCUAACAAAUGGUCGCAAAUCACUGCUUUUAAAGGCUGAACGUGAUUGGCUGAGCCGUGUCAGGGCGCGCGCAUGUGCGCGUGCACGUCAGGAGCCGCCUCUCUGUGAAGUGUCAGUAAACGGAGCUUUAUUUCUCUCACACACAGGCGCGCGCACAUACACAUACACACACACACGCGCGCACACACAGCGGCUUAAAGGGGCUUCAUGUCCUCGUGAAACUGAUUUAUUUAUCGCCCGAAUCUGAUCUUUUACGUUCUGAAAAAUCAUCUGAAACUGAACAAACCCCAGAACCCAGUUCGGAAAUGGACUCACUGUGGUCCUAGACACAGAGACAACGUGGACCGACCCGGACAAAGCGAGCCGAGAAGAUGAGCGCGAGCACAACGGCGUCGUGUCGCUUCGCCCAUUACUUCGUGUUAUGUGGACUGGACACGGACACGGGCCUCGAGCCCGACGCCUUAGCCGCUUUGUACCAGUGGCUAGAGGCAGAUCGUCAGGGCAGAGACCCAGAGGCUGAGACUACAGGCGAGAACUUUGACCAGAGUCCUCUCAAAAGGACCUUCAAAUCCAAAGUGCUGGCUCAUUACCCGGAGAACAUCGCGUGCAACCCUUUUGACCAGGAUGCCGUCAACAUGCUCUGCAUGCCUAAAGGCCUGUCGUUCCGCACUCAGAAGGACUCCCUGUCCCCCAAGUUCCACUCGUUCCUCAUCACGCGUGAGGACGGCUCUCGCACCUACGGUUUCGUACACACCUUCUACGAGGAGGUGACCAGCACUCAGAUCCGCUCGGCCAUGCAGACGCUGCACCAGAUGCACCACGCGGAGCGCGCCUCUUCAAACGCCUGCCCUUCAUCCUCCUCCUCCUCGUCCUCCUCCAGCAUGGACUCGUUAACCAGCAGCUCGGACGAAGCCGAGUCUCUGUCGUCCGCCUGUUCCGCGAGUCAGCGUUGUUGCAACUCCUCAAGCUACGACGCCGAGCAGGACACGCUGUACGUCUCCAAAGCGCUGUGCCUGAUCACGCCGAUGCCCUUCAUGCACGCGUGCCAGCGCUUCCUGUCCCAGCUGCACAGGGCAGUCACGGCCCAGCAGCCGCCUCCUCUGCCGCUGGAAAGCUACGUACACAACGUGUUGUACGAAGUCCCGCUGCCGCCGCCCGGACGCUCCUUGAAGUUCCACGGCGUGUACGAGCCCAUCGUGUGCCAGCGGCCAGGACCGGCGGAGCUGCCGCUGGCAGAUUUUCCUCUGGGCGAGGCUUUUCGGCUGCUGGGCGUCGAGAACCUGGUGCAGCUCUUCACCUGCGUCCUGCUCGAGAUGCAGGUUCUGCUUUACUCACAAGAUUAUCAGAGGCUGAUGGUGGUAGCAGAGGGGAUCACUACGCUCCUCUUUCCGUUCCAGUGGCAGCAUGUGUACGUGCCCAUCCUGCCUGCUUCCCUGCUGCACUUUCUCGAUGCCCCCGUGCCCUACAUCAUGGGCUUACAGUCGAAAGAGGGCACGGAGCGCUCCAAACUGGAACUGCCUCAAGAGGCGAACCUUUGCUUCGUGGACAUUGACAAUCACUGCCUGGAGCUGCCUGAGGAUUUCCCACAGUUCCCCAACAAGGCCGAGUUCAUCCAGGAGCUGAGCGAGCUGCUGCUGAGCUAUGGCCUGCGUCUAGAAGGGGGCGCUCCCUCGCCUCCGCCGUCCUCCACUCGGGCACGCGUGACUGGGCCCGAAGCCCUGAGGGACUUGGUAGACGACGGGAGGAACGGAAAUCUGCCGCUAGAUGUUGCGGACCUGCUGCAGGGAAACCCGACUCUGGAGCGCCUUCAGGCUCUAGCCAAGCGCACGGGGGUGAAGGUCGCACGUCUGGAGGAGCUGGUGGCCGGACAGAGGGCUCUGGUGGAGGAGAACAUGGCGGCAUUGAGGACCGGCAUCGAGGAGGAGGAGCUGAGGAACGCCAAGCUAAGCGUGCAGCUGAGAGAGGUGUUUGCUGCUCGCUUCGUCGCGAUGUUCGCCGACUACGAGGCGUUCGUCAUUCAGAACUCGCCAGACCUGGAGUCAUGGCUGUCCAACCGGGAGCAGAUGCACAACUUUGACAAGGCUUCCUUCCUGUCAGACCAGCCAGAGCCAUACCUGCCUUUCCUGUGCCGCUUCAUCGAGACCCAGAUGUUCGCCACCUUCAUCGACAAUAAAAUCCUGUCCCAGUGGGAGGAAAAGGAGCCCCUGCUGCGCGUGCUCGACGGACGCAUCGAGAAGGCCCGCCUCUACAACGUGCGCGCGCCCAGCCUGCGCUCCUCCGUCUACCAGAGGUGCACCUUCCUCGACGAGUCCGCUCAGGCCAUUGAGCAGCGGUUGAUGAAAAUCGACCACACGGCCAUUCAUCCACAUCUGUUAGACAUGAAGAUCGGCCAAGGCAAAUACAAGCAGGGCUUCUUCCCUAAGCUGCAGUCGGACGUCCUCGCCUCAGGCCCGACCAACAAUAACAGGUGGUCUAAUCGCACCGGCACGGCUCAGCGGAGGAGGGACUGGCACAGACCACAGACGGAUCACCUCGGGCUGGACAACGACCUCAAAGAGAAGUACACGCAGGAGGCGCGUAGCCUGGGGAAAAACCUGAGGCAACCCAAACUGUCUGACCUUUCCCCAGCGGUCAUCGCUCAGACCAACUCCAAGUUUGUGGAGGGCUUACUGAAGGAGUGCAAAAUGAAGACUAAGCGGAUGUUGGUGGAGAAGAUGGGUCGAGAGGCCGUGGCGCUCGGGCACGGAGAGGCUAACAUCACCGGUCUGGAGGAGAACACGCUCAUCGCUAGUCUGUGUGACCUGCUGGAGAGGAUAUGGAGCCACGGCCUGCAGGUCAAACAGGGAAAGUCUGCAUUAUGGUCCCAUUUAAGGCAUUACCAGGACAGAGUGGAGAAGAUGGAGCAGCAGGCGGAGUCAUCAGUGUCUCCCGGGCCGGAGAAACGGAAGUCGGAGUCCUCCAUGGGAUUGUCAGUACUGCGCGUGUCAGUCGUGCAGGACAUGAGGCACAUCCAGAACAUGGGCGAGAUCAAGACGGACGUAGGGAGAGCACGAGCCUGGAUUCGUCUGUCCCUGGAGAAAAAGCUGCUGUCUCAGCACCUCAAGCAGCUGCUUUCUAACCAAGCUAUAACCAGGAAGCUGUAUAAGCGGUACGCCUUCCUGCGGUGUGAGGAAGAGAAGGAGCAGUUUCUCUUCCACCUGCUGAGUCUGAACACGGUGGACUACUUCUGCUUCACCAGCGUCUUCACCACCAUCAUGAUCCCGUAUCGCGCCGUCAUCAUCCCGAUCAAGAAGCUGAGCAACGCCAUGACCACCUCGAACCCCUGGGUGUGCGUGUCGGGAGAACUGGGCGACUCGGGCGUCAUGCAGAUCCCGAAGAACGUUCUGGAGAUGACGUUCGAUUCUGCCUUUAGGGCUCACACGCACCUCUCCAUCCCCUUCAAGUGCCAGAACCUGGGGAAGCUGACCACCGUGCAGUUGGGCCACGACAACGCCGGACUUCUGGCCAAGUGGCUGGUGGACUGCGUGCUGGUACGCAACGAGAUUACAGGACACACGUACAAGUUCCCUUGUGGUCGCUGGCUGGGGAAAGGCGUCGACGACGGCAGUCUUGAACGAAUCCUGAUCGGCGAAUUGGUUGUUCCGUGCACCGACGAGGAGACGGGGCGAGGCUCCAAGACCCCGCCCCCUCAGCGCUCGCCCUCACAAAUCCGUCGAAUCAGCAUUAGUUCCAUCACAGGCCGAGGCAGCAAACCGACGACCGAUCAGAUACAGGAAGCCAUCAGCGACGCGGUAAACAGCAUCGUGAAACAUUUUCACAAACCAGAGAAGGAGAGAGGGAGUCUGACUCUUCUGCUGUGCGGAGAGGGCGGUCUAGUGGGAGCUCUGGAGCAGUUCUUCUAUCACGGCUUCCGCACCGCUCGUCUCUUCCAGAAGAGCGUCUUUCUGUGGGACUUUAUAGAGAGGUCGGUGGUGUAUAUGGAGAGUGCUGAUCAGACGGGCGAUCUGCGGCGACCGGCCGAGCGCAUCGGUUCCAGCUGCAACUCUCUUUGUCGCUAUGCCAACGCCAUCAACAAUACCUCACGCAGCUUGGGCAAAGACGGCAAAUUCCAGCUUCUGGUCUGCCUUGGGGCAAGAGAUCGGUUGCUGCCUCACUGGCUCCCCCUGCUGCUCGAGUGUCCCAUCAUCGUGCGUAUGUAUGAGGAAACGGCGUUGCUGCGCGACAAUCUCGCCGUCAACCUUCUCAUCAGCGUCCUGCAUUCUCUGCACGACUUCCGUGUAACUCUAGAGACCUCCCUCACCAAAGGGGUGGAGCUAUAGCCUGACAGAAAUGCCCCGAAUCGUUCUCCUUGUCCAGCUCAGCCUCCUCCUGAUCCUUCUGCCUCUGCUGCUGCUGCUGCCUCUGUUACUGCCGCUGCUUCCCGGGAGCACGACGCAAACGAGCUCCGGAACCAACACGGCGUUUAAACUCCCAAAACCGCAGAGAAAUCAGGGUUCACGCGGAAGGGAGAAAAGCGUUUCGGAGCAGCGUUAAAGAAUCCACUCAUUGGUGUUUUUCAAUUGCUCUGUUUUUUUUUUGUUUUUUGGUGUUUUUUUUUUUUCAAUGUUAAGGAAGAACCUUCUGGUUUGGACUGGUUUCCGAAUGCUGUCGGACAGUUUCCUGUGUUCGUCCCGUGACCAUCCCGAGUGUUUUGAGAAACGUGUCGGUCCUUCACGUGACCCUGCACGAAAGGAAACGACCGGAAAGUAUUAACGUUAGCGGCUUCGCAGAGGUUUAGUAUUAACCGGCUUUGGAGGCGUUUUGUCAAGUCACGCGCGCGUUAAAAGCAGUGCACGGAGGGAAUGACCAACUGGAUCACCUGGAACAUUCCAGCGACACUGAAGCGUGAUUUACGUGAACAGCAUUAGAGGAUGAGGUUUUAUUUUCGCCAGUCAGUAUUAACUUGGGUUGUGGUGAAAGGAAAAAAACUCAACGGCGAACUUUUUAUAUUUAUCAGAAAACACUGGAAAGCAAUAACGUGUCACUUUUCUGUCAUUUCCUGCCCUCGCACGGACAAAAAAACGUUAACCGCUUAAAUGACCAGCAUUUUUUUUUUUCCCCCCCUUACUGUCUGUUACGUUUUUUUUUUCUUCUUCCACUUUUUGAAUGGAAAGUCUAUUUGGCCUGCUGUAAUUUGAGCUCAUUUUCCACAAGUCCUCUAUUUUGGAGCUUUAAAUCUGAACACACACACACACACACACACACACACACACACACGGAGUGUCAUAUCCGUCAUAAGAGAUUGACGUUCAUGAACUCCGUGUACUGAGAACAGCUCCAGGAGUGUGAGUAUAAGUCAGCUGUGUAUAACGAAAUGAUUCGUCACGUGCCGAAGGGGGUGUGAACUCGCGUCAUACGAUUUUGUUUAGUUUUUUAAUUUAAACUCCAGUUCUCCACCUGUGUACGCCCCUCGGAGGGUGCACGUGUGAAGUGAAGUAUGGUUUCUUUCUUUCUUUUGAUGUUCAGGUUCAUUUCUGUGUAUGUGUGUUUUUAUUUAUUGUUUUUCGAACGAAGCUUUUGUGGCACUGGUGAAAGGACGCGCGGUAAGGGCGAGCGGUUUAGUCGCGUCCCGUCGUCCCGUGUUUGCCGGCUCGUUGAGGUCGGGUCCGUCUGCGUGUAAUAUUGCUGUACGUUUAUCUGUGUGAAAAUCCAAUGAACCACGUUUUUUGUUUCUCCAGCAGCCGGAAAACACGAUAGAACACUGGAUCAUUCCCUUUGGCGUUUAAUGCCGUUGCAUGCCCGAGCUGGGGAAUUUUAGCUUGGAGGUUAGUUCGUCCGACUUUACGUUCGUACGUCCGUUCUGAUUCAGAGCUGUGUACCAGGAUCUUAACCACUUUUCUUUCGUUUCGCCCUACGAGUACGUAGGACGGUUUGGUUUCCCUUUCGCGCUUGAUCGCGUUGUGAACGCUUCUCACUGGAAAUUUGGAAAAAGAGAUGCUCUCACGUUCAUGAUGUUAUGUUCCGGAACCUUUCAUUAAAAUCACUGUGUGUUUACACGGG
Messenger RNA from Ictalurus furcatus (blue catfish), 6047 nucleotides. RefSeq names its product DENN/MADD domain containing 5B (gene dennd5b). The record is from RefSeq and is a predicted model, not a curated record. Gene Ontology annotation, molecular function: guanyl-nucleotide exchange factor activity; small GTPase binding. The transcript is spliced from 23 exons. The coding region runs from base 380 to 4327 and encodes 1315 amino acids. NCBI's taxonomy places the organism in Eukaryota, Metazoa, Chordata, Actinopteri, Siluriformes, Ictaluridae.